Knipowitschia caucasica is the source of this 1299-nucleotide messenger RNA. The record is from the annotation of a GenBank genome assembly. Lineage: Eukaryota; Metazoa; Chordata; Actinopteri; Gobiiformes; Gobiidae.
AUGUCGGGGCGGUGUGCCGUCAAGACUUUGGCCGAGUUUGGUUUUGGGACAACACGGAACACAUCAAGAAUCACUCUGGAUUCUGAAGACCACGCAUUCAUCAGCGGUGGGAAUGAGGAAAUCUAUCUAUAUAAUAUAAAAGACAAAAAACUCACGGGCAUAUUGCAGUUUCCCACUUCAGUGAAUUACUUCGUUCAGAGUGAGGACAAGCAGCAUCUCUAUGUCGCUUGUGCAAGUGCAGUUUAUGGCAUCAAAUUGCACCAUGAGCCGAUAAGAUCAUCUCCAAACGAAUCUCCAGCAGACAUCAAAAUAACUUCAGACAACCUCAUUACGGACGCUUGUGCUCCCUGUCGCUGUGUCUCCCGGGAUUUCGAGUCAUUCACAGCCUGGAGGAGCCGGUGCUGUUUAUCGGAGCAUCUGUCGUCAUGGAAACAGAGCCAGGAGCCACAGAGGAGAGGAUCAGACAACACUGGUUCAGAUCUACUGUCAAUCAACCUGACGGACACGCCAACUCGUGAAAGAGGAAAAAGGAUGAACACCCCUGUUAGUCUGAAUGUGUGUCGAAUCAUCGCUUUGACUAAACCUGCGUCCAAAACAACAGGGGACUUUGAGCUGCUGUGUUUGUCUGAUAAAGGGCAUCUUCAGAGCAUAACUUUACCUUUAGUUCAACAAGAUGGAGAAUGUUCUAGACAACCGCCGACACAGGGGGGCCGCAGUGUGAAGGACCUCCUCUCUGCUAUUGGAGAUGUGUGUGAAAGAGCAUCUAACUUGAACAUAUCCAUCAAAUCCAAAAACCAGAUUCUACGACGCCUAAACCAAGUUGCCAAUGUCUGCUUACUCUUGUGGAGUGACUCUGAACAACAGGACCAUCCCAUCAGAGGAGUCUCGGGACAUGUUUGGGAACACGCUAACGACACUGCAGUGCUACAUGCUGAAGGCCCAAACAGACAGCUGGUCAAAGUCAUGGUGAAAGAGGUAGAAGUUGGUGUGGGGCAGGACUCCAUGGCUGCGGUGGAGGUUCAGGUGGAGAGUCUGUGUCUGGGUGCAGUCUGUGGACUACACCACGCCAUCUUGGAGAGAGUGCAGACUCUGGUGAAACGUGCACCCAGCACAUCCUCUGCUGUGAGCGCAGAGACCUUAGGCCUGCGAGCAGCACUGCAGCGGGCCGAGCACUCGCUGCGCCUGGUGCAGGACAGUGUCUGCAGAGCGGUCAGCGUGGGCGUGUCUUCAGGCCAGAUGACCUCAUCUCUGGUGAAGGUGUACGAGGAUCUGCGCAAACAUCCUCUGGUCAUUUUAUGA